CUGCAGUUUGUGAUGGAAAAUAUAUGUUGACUGAUUCCUCUGGGUUUUUCCACUCUAUGAAUUUUCCAAAACCAUAUAAUGCAAAUAUUGUUUGCCAAUGGAUUAUACUAGUGCCUCAAGGAUUAUCCAUUAAAUUGAACUUCACUUCUUUUCAUACACAACAAUAUGCAGACAAUUUAGAUAUUUUUGAAGGUAAAGGAAAAAAAAAGAUUUUAAGAGCUUCUCUGUCAGGGACUAAUCCUGAGACAAUUUACAUUUUUUCUCAUGAGGCUACAGCAGAAUUUAUAUCCGAUUAUUCUGAAAAUUACAAUGGCUUUAACGCAACAUACACUACAUUUAAUGCAAAUGAACUAAACAAUUAUGAUAAAGUCAAUUGCACUUUUGAAGAUGGCUUUUGUUACUGGAUACAAGAUUUAGAUGACGAUUCAGACUGGGAGAGAGUUCAGGGCCCUACCUUUCCCUUUAUGAGUGGUCCUGAUUUUGAUCAUACAUUUGGCAACCUGUCAGGGUUUUAUAUUUCCACACCCACAGGACUUGGAUUCGGAGAAGAGAGAGUCCGGAUUCUGAGUUUGCCUUUGGUCUUUUCAGAUCCAUUCUGCCUAAGCUUUUGGUAUUUCAUGUACGGUCCUAACGUUUACCGUUUAAGAGUUAGCAUAAGUAAUGAGGACGGUUUGGAAAAGAUCAUUUUCCAGAAAGAAGGAAGCUAUGGAAACAACUGGAAUUAUGGACAAGUAACUUUAAAUGAAACAUCUGAUUUUAAGGUUAUUUUUGAUGCUUUUAAAAAACGUGGUGCCAGUGAUAUCACCUUGGAUGACAUUAGCCUGACUAAAGGAAAAUGUAAUGAAAGUAUUUACAUAGAGCCAACUGUGAUUCCAGCUGUUACCACUGUCCCUUCAACUCCCACUGACUGUGGAGGGCCAGUUGAACUCUGGGAGCCAAACAGCACAUUCAGCUCUGAAAACUUUCCAAACAAUUAUCCUAAUCAAGCUUCUUGUGUGUGGUACUUAAAUGCUGAAAAGGGAAAAAAUAUUCAGCUUCAUUUUCAAGUUUUUGAUCUGGUAGAUAUUCAUGACGUAGUUGAAGUCAGAGAUGGCAGAGGACCAAAUUCCUUACUUUUGGCUAUCUAUACAGGACAAGAUCCAUUGCCAGAUGUCUUCUCUACAACAAACCAGAUGACAGUAAUCCUCCUUACAGACAAGUCUGCAACAAGGAAGGGAUUUCUUGCAAACUUUACUACUGGCUACCAUCUAGGAUCACCUAGAGCUUGUGCAAUUGAUGAGCAUCAGUGUGGUAGUGGGCAGUGUAUACCAUUGCAUAACCUUUGUGACAAUCUACCUCAGUGUGAAGAUGGCUCAGAUGAAGCAAAGUGUGUGAGACUGCUUAAUGGCUCUCUAAGCACCGAAGGGCUGGUACAGGCCAAGAUUGGGAAGACGUGGCACCUGACAUGUGCAGAUGAUUGGAAUGAACAGAUUUCAGACAGUGUUUGUCAGCUGCUGGGGUUAGGAGAACACUGUUUGAACAACCUGGUGGUUCAUCUAGAGUGCAAAAUUAAACCUUGUGGAAAACAUCUGGUAACUCAGAACAACAGAACAAAGAUUGUAGGUGGAAGUGAUGCCAGAAGAGAGGCUUGGCCUUGGAUAGUUUCACUCCAUUUUAAUUCCAGACCUUUUUGUGGAGCUUCCAUUGUCAGUGAUGAAUGGCUGGUGACAGCAGCACACUGUGUAUAUGGGAGACAAUUAAAACCAUCUCAAUGGAAAGCAGUUCUUGGCUUGUAUGACCAAUCAGAUAUGACACAGCCUUCAACAGUAGUACGAAACAUUGAUCAAAUAGUUAUAAAUCCUCAUUAUAUGAAGCAUAAAAAAGAUGGUGAUAUUGCUCUCAUGCACCUUCAAUACCAUGUGCAAUAUACAGAUUACAUACAACCUAUCUGCUUACCAGAAAAAAAUCAACAGUUUUUACCAGGAAUUAACUGCUCCAUUGCUGGCUGGGGUAGUAUUUUGAAUGAAGGUCCCACUUCAUAUAUAUUGCAAGAAGCAGAAGUUCCUCUCAUUUCAAAUGAAAAAUGCCAACAACAGAUGCCAGAAUAUAGUAUUACUGAGAAUAUGAUGUGUGCAGGAUAUGACAUAGGAGGAAUAGAUUCCUGUCAGGGAGAUUCAGGUGGCCCUCUGACAUUUGAAGAUGGUAACAAGUGGUUUUUAGUUGGUGUAACAUCAUUUGGCUAUGAGUGUGCACUUCCCAAACGACCAGGAGUGUAUGUUCGAGUCACCAUGUUUGUGGACUGGAUAAAAAAAAUCAUCUAUUAG
This is a messenger RNA of Mesitornis unicolor (brown roatelo), 2303 nucleotides long. RefSeq names its product transmembrane protease, serine 15 (gene TMPRSS15). The annotation marks the transcript as partial. NCBI's taxonomy places the organism in Eukaryota, Metazoa, Chordata, Aves, Mesitornithiformes, Mesitornithidae. Gene Ontology annotation, biological process: acrosome reaction; complement activation; proteolysis. Gene Ontology annotation, molecular function: serine-type endopeptidase activity; protein binding. Gene Ontology annotation, cellular component: membrane; extracellular region. The record is from RefSeq and is a predicted model, not a curated record. The transcript has 19 exons.